This is a messenger RNA of Colletes gigas, 1254 nucleotides long. It is a transcript of the gene Mdh1, whose product is annotated as malate dehydrogenase, cytoplasmic. Gene Ontology annotation, molecular function: L-malate dehydrogenase (NAD+) activity. The transcript has 5 exons. The record is from RefSeq and is a predicted model, not a curated record. The coding region runs from base 246 to 1247 and encodes 333 amino acids. NCBI's taxonomy places the organism in Eukaryota, Metazoa, Arthropoda, Insecta, Hymenoptera, Colletidae. Gene Ontology annotation, cellular component: mitochondrion; cytosol. Gene Ontology annotation, biological process: oxaloacetate metabolic process; tricarboxylic acid cycle; malate metabolic process.
AUUCCGUGACUGUAGUUAAUGAUAAAUAAAUUAAAUACUACCAGAUUCUUAUUGGCUAAAUACGGAAUACGUUAACUGUAAUAUUUGGCCUCCAGGGCAUAAGUUCGAAUUCGAAUCUAUCUUCCAGGCCAGUCGCCGUCAAUGUUAUUACAGCAAUCAUUCUAAUUGACCUUAGUAGAUCUGGAGAGUUCGAUCGCUUUCUACGUUAUUAUCUGCCAGUUGCAAUCUUCAAGCAACGCCGAAACAUGAGUGAUCCGAUAAAUGUGGUGGUUACAGGAGCGGCAGGGCAAAUUGCCUAUUCUCUAUUGUACCAGCUUGCUGCUGGUUCAGUUUUUGGUCCAAAUCAACCGAUCAAUCUUCGUUUGUUAGAUAUUCCAGUUAUGUUGGGAGUAUUAUCUGGGGUAGUUAUGGAACUGGAAGAUUUAGCUCUUCCUCUUUUAAGAGAAGUUAUACCAACAGCUGAUCCAGUUGAAGCUUUUAAAGAUGUUGCUGCUGCUUUCCUUGUUGGAGCAAUGCCCCGAAAGGAAGGAAUGGAAAGAAAGGACUUGCUAGCAGCUAAUGUAGAAAUCUUUAAAGUUCAAGGAGAAGCUUUGGAUAAGCAUGCUCGAAAAGAUGUUAAAGUGUUGGUUGUUGGCAAUCCUGCCAAUACAAAUGCUUUGAUUUGCUCACAUUAUGCACCAACAAUCCCAAAACAAAACUUUACAGCUAUGACUAGAUUGGAUCAAAAUCGUGCUCAAGCAGCUUUAGCAUCUAGAUUGGGUGUACAGGUUGACAAAGUAAAGAAUGUGAUUAUCUGGGGUAAUCACAGUUCAACCCAAUAUCCUGAUGCUUCCCAUGCUAUUGUGACCCUUAAAUCUGGCACCAAGCCAGUACCUGCAGCAGUGAAUAAUAAUGGCUGGUUGGACACUACAUUUGUAGAAACGAUUCAAAAACGUGGUGCAGCUGUAAUAUCAGCAAGAAAAAUGUCAUCUGCGAUGUCAGCUGCUAAAGCAGCUGGUGAUCACAUGAGAGAUUGGUGGAUGGGUACCAAACCAGGAGAAUGGGUCAGCAUGGGUGUACUGUCUGAUGGCAGUUAUGGAAUUCCAAAGGAUAUUGUGUUCUCUUUCCCAGUUAAUAUACAAAACGGACAAUAUAAAAUCGUACAAGGACUUUCGAUCAGUGAUGUUGCAAGAUCAAAAUUAACUGUUACAUCCAACGAGCUACAAGAGGAACGUGCAGAAGCAAACAAUGUGCUACAAAAAAAGUGACUAAAAU